Messenger RNA from Fomitiporia mediterranea MF3/22, 1586 nucleotides. Its product is annotated as MFS transporter. Gene Ontology annotation, molecular function: transmembrane transporter activity. Gene Ontology annotation, biological process: transmembrane transport. The record is from RefSeq and is a predicted model, not a curated record. The coding region runs from base 66 to 1586 and encodes 506 amino acids. The transcript has 9 exons. Lineage: Eukaryota; Fungi; Basidiomycota; Agaricomycetes; Hymenochaetales; Hymenochaetaceae.
CCGCUCCUCGUCGGAGUCACCUCACGUAUAUCCCAUGCCCUCGCUAUUCAGAGUAGCACUGCAGGAUGGAUGCGGCGCCGCACAGUGAUGUAUCUACAAUGGUAAACGGCAACGGUGUUUCCAGUGCCCGCACAACCAGCGAAGUCCUUGGAAAGGCCGAGCUCGGAAACGAGGGCCGCAACAGCAUAUUACAAGAAAAAGGGAAGACGAUUCUUACGGAGCUCAAGCCAGAGGAUGACCCGAAGAAGCUACCGCUUUUCCGCAAAUGGCUUGCAGUGGUUGUUAUAUGCUCGGCAGCAUUUUGUACUACGUGCACUUCCUCAAUUGCAUCGGCAGCUGAAGAUGCCGAGAGUAUCGAAUUCCACGUCUCAAAAGAAGUGACUAUCCUCGGAAUCAGCCUCUUCGUCGAAGGCAUGGGCAUCGGUCCUCUUCUCCUAGGCCCGCUUUCUGAAUUCUAUGGCCGUAAUCCCGUGUACUGGGUUUCGUACUUUCUCUUCGUCGUGUUCUCUUUUCCGGUUGCAUUCGCACCAAAUAUAGUUGUGUUUUUAAUUUUCCGGUUUGUAAGCGGUUUCGUAGGGUCGGCUUUCCUAAGUGUAGCAGGUGGGAGCGUUAGUGACCUCUUCACGAACGAUGCCGUGGCUACGCCCAUGGCGAUCUAUACCAUCUCGCCUUUUGCAGGACCUGUAAUUGGACCCUUAUUAUCUGGAUUCAUCAACCAAAACACCAAUUGGCGCUGGACAUACUAUAUGCAAAUUAUCUGGGCCUUCACAGAACUUGUUGCUUUAGUGAUUUUUGUCCCGGAGACGUAUGAGCCAGCCAUCCUAAAGAAUAAAGCUAGAAGAUUACGGAAACACCAUAACUCGGACAUUUACGCUCCAUUAGAGUUAGAGCAUAAAGGAUUAUUCCAUGCAAUAUUUUUCAGUUGUUACAAACCAUUUGAACUUUUGCUUUUUGAUAGAAUGGCACUUCUUCUAGACUUAUGGACUGCACUUGUCCUCGGAAUUCUAUACCUUGCUUUCCAAGCGUUUCCAAUUAUUUUUGGUGAAAAGCAUGGAUUCAACCUGCAAAUGGUGGGCUGCAGCUUCUUGGGUAUUGGGAUUGGUAUGUUGCUUGGGACGCUCUCGCAGCCCUAUUGGAAUAGUAUUUACAAACGCGAGACGCUCAAGCACGAUGGUCAUCCGCCACCCGAGAUGCGCCUAAUAGUAGGAAUGCCGGGUGGCAUUCUUGUCUCUGUCGGGCUUUUCUGGAUCGCUUUCACUACAUUCCGUGGCGUGCACUGGAUCGUCCCGAUGCUUGGGUCAAUACCUUUCGGUACUGGGAUCGUGUUUGUGUUCACCGCGACAUUUACGUACCUCGUUACUGCGUAUCGUCCGAUCGCCGCCAGUGCUAUGGCUGCAAACAGCGCCCUACGCAGUACCUUUGCAGCAGGCUUCCCAUUAUUUGCGGUGCAGAUGUACAAUCGUCUCGGAACAGUCGGUGCAACAGCUCUUCUUGCUGGACUGACAGCUAUCAUGGCUCCUUUACCCUUCAUUUUCUACAAAUACGGUGCGCAAAUUCGCGCACAUUCAAAGUACGCGGUAGCAUAG